GGAAGUAUUGAACAGGUGCUUGUUUACAUCCUAGAGACAUUCACAAGGACAGACGGAUGUCUACUUACAGAAGCGUGUUGCAGUUUGGUGAUGGGUGACUGGCUGGUGAAUGAGGGCCCUAAGUGGUUUAUUGUGGGGGUGUGGCUGGUCAUCAAUGUGGGCCUCUUCGCCGGGACAUUCGUCAGCUAUCAGCAGAGCCUGGACUACUUCUACCUACGUCUGCUGGUCGGGGAUGCCUUGUGCUGGGCGCGGGCAAGUGCAGCAUGCUUGAACUUCAACUGUCUGCUCAUCCUUCUGCCUGUCUGCAGGAAUCUCAUCUCAUCCAUUCGAGGAGCAUGUUCCUGCUGUCACCGGAAUGCUCGGCGACAGCUGGACAAGAAUCUCACAUAUCACCGUUACCUUGGUUACAUGAUCUGCCUCAUGACAGCUAUCCACAUCGUGGCACACUGUUUUGACUUUGAAUACCUUGUUGGUGCCUACGAAAGCUCGGAUCCGGCCGUACAGGCCAUCACUCAUCUCUCUGUAACAACAAAUGGCAGCUACGUCAACCCAGUCAGGAGUCCUGGCACUGAUCCCACACAAGAGGUGUUCAAGUCUGUGGCGGGCGUGUCAGGCGUGGUGAUCACACUGUGUCUCAUACUUAUAGUCACAUCCUCAACGGAUGUGGUCAGACGUUCGUAUUAUGAAGUGUUUUGGUUCACACAUCAUCUGUUUGUAAUCUUCUACAUCGGCCUCGUUAUCCAUGGAGUGCAGGGAAUAAUCCGUGGCCAGACCAACACAUCAAAGCAUAAUCCAUCCAAGUGUUACACCAGGUAUGACAAGUGGGGAAGCCAGGAGUGCCCUCUACCACAGUUUUCAGGAUCACCGCCAAAGACCUGGAUAUGGGUGCUGGCUCCUGUUGUGCUGUACAUCAUAGAAAGAAUUAUACGCUUUUUUCGAAGCUUGAAGACAGCUGUUAUAACAAAGGUAGUGAAACAUCAGUCCAAUGUGUUUGAGCUACAGAUGAUGAAGAAAGGGUUCUCCGCCCUCCCUGGGCAAUAUGUGUUUCUGCAGUGUUCGUCCAUCUCAAGACUGGAGUGGCACCCAUUCACCCUUACCUCAUCUCCUAACGAGGACUUCCUGUCCGUGCAUGUCCGCGUAGGGGACUGGACGGAGAAGCUGGCCAAGGCCUGCCAUGUUGAUGGGGAGUUUCAGGAGGCCUGGAAGAUGCCCAGAUUAGCUGUCGAUGGCCCCUUUGGUACCGCCACUGAGGACUUUUUCCGCUACCAGGUGGCAGUACUGAUUGGAGCAGGGAUCGGAGUUACUCCAUUUGCAGCUGUUUUGAAGAAUAUAUGGUACAAGUACUGUGAUGUCAACACCGAGAUGUCCCUGAAGAAGGUGCACUUCUUCUGGGUGUGUCCGGACACUCACGCCUUUGAGUGGUUUCAGGAUCUCCUCAAAUCUCUGGAGCAGCAGACGUACGAACGUGGCAACGCCAGCUUCCUGUCUCACAACAUCUACCUGACCAGAGGCUGGGACUCGAACCAGGCCCAGAACAUCAUGAUCCAUGAUGACAACAACGCCCUUGACCCUGUGACCGGACUGAAUCAGAAGACCCAUUAUGGCCGCCCCCAGUGGGACCGAGUGUUUACCACCCUAGCACAGCAGCACCAGGGAGUGAGCGUGGGUGUGUUCUUCUGCGGGCCGAAGGAGUUAUCCACACAGCUUCACAAGCUCUGCAAUAAAUACUCAUCUUCUGACAACAGUGGAACAAGAUUCUUCUAUAACAAGGAAAACUUCUAAUGGACAAUCACAAAUGGCUUCAUACCAUGUGAUUAAUCCACAACAAAGAAAACAUGAAAUGUUAAAAGACUUUUAUGACAAGCAACAUAUAUUUUUACACUUUUUAUACUUAUGCUCAACCUGAAAGUUAUUUUAUGUUCUCUGUAUGUCACAAUAUGUCUGUACCUUAUUUUUAAAUUGUUUUUGAAUUUUUAUCAUAAAAAUGUUUUUUAAUGUACAAUGAAACCUUGUAAGUCUGGACACCCCUUAUGGACAAUUACUGUUGCUAUUGUCAUAGACCGUGCAUUUACAAGAGAAUCUGUCUGAACCUGUGUAAGACCAAGAAUAAUCCCAUGGAGUUGAAGGAGUAACUUUUAAUUCAGAGAAUGUUUAUCAAUAUGGCCCUAGAGCAGAUGGACACUUUACACCAACACUUUGCCAUCACCGUUGAGGAUUGGCUUGACUUCUCAUUCAAGUAUCAGCGCAGUCGUUCAGUGGUUACUAUUAUAGGGUAUUUAUAUAGCACACAUAUCCACGCAACUAGGACUUGCUCAAGGCACUGAAGUGUUCCCUUGAUUAAUGGAUGUCUUUUUUCUGGAGUUCUUUUUUAACCAGCUCAACUCCCUGGGGAGUAUUCAACUCACGCAGCCUGUUAGGCGCAGCGAGUUAUCACACAGCUUCAUCCUCACAAGGUACCCAUUUGCAGCUGGGGGGACACAUAGUCACAGUAUUUUGUCCAAUGAUACUGCACGUUACUAUACCCGUAACUAGGUGUCUGUACGAGCCUGCAAGUGAUGUUAGCUCCUUGGUUUUUACACCCAGUCACAGUGGGGAUCGAUCCAAGCACCUUUCGCUUUCUAGCACUGCCCCUUAGACAUUUCGCCCACCAUACUACAUGUACUAUAAGAGCAGUUACUAUACUAAGUAAUACUCUGUGUUCUGUAUAUAUCCCCCAGUAGGCAGUGAAUGUUUGACUGCUGAACCGAGGACAUCAGUCUACACUUUGCACAUUGUCUGAUGCUGAGAAUGUUAUACCGGACAUGCAAGUAGGAUGUGUGAAAAGUUACACCUUACACACAAUCAUGUCACACAAUUACAGUCCAGAUUUGGAAGUUUGGAUUAGACAGGCUCUACUUUAUGAUAGAGUAAUGUCCAUAUUAAUCAGUCUGAUAUAGACAAAUUCCAGGGGAACAAUAACAGUACAGAUUACAGGGUUUCACUGUAUCAGUGUCUUAUUUCAACUUUGUUUACGCUUAUAAUAUAUGUGUUUAUUACUCGCCCGUGUAAGAUACUGCAGUUUCAUAAUUUUACGGCAGUAUUACACUAGUGUAAUACUGCUAUAUUACACUAGUGUAAUACUGCUAAACGUAUGACGUCAUAAUGGUUACUGUUAUGACUUCACAAUGCUAAUACCUCUGUCACAAUGGCAUUAGACCUUACUUGACUCGAGGAAAGAUGACUCAAGUCAUCACAC
Messenger RNA from Haliotis rubra (blacklip abalone), 3235 nucleotides. Its product is annotated as cytochrome b-245 heavy chain-like. Gene Ontology annotation, molecular function: superoxide-generating NAD(P)H oxidase activity. The record is from RefSeq and is a predicted model, not a curated record. Lineage: Eukaryota; Metazoa; Mollusca; Gastropoda; Lepetellida; Haliotidae. Gene Ontology annotation, biological process: superoxide anion generation; defense response. Gene Ontology annotation, cellular component: plasma membrane; NADPH oxidase complex.